GCCUUCCAAUCUUUUGGGUUUUCAUUUCGCAAAGGAAUCAUUUUUCCCUUUGCCAUUCGAAUUUCUUCCCCUUCGGAUCGAAAGGCCAUUUUUUUUUCUUUUAAUUUUUCUUAUUAAUUCUCAUUCGUUUUCAAUUCUUCAUAGACUCUCCCAGCCAAAUUCACCGUAGACAUGGAAAAGUUAUAAUAUAAUUUUGCAUUUUAAAAGUCUUCCGUUAAAACAAAAAAUCGAAAUUUUGAUCGGUUCUAGCGAAUUGUGUCACGCGUUCAAUUGGGUAGCCGAAUUUGAGGUUGAGGAAUCGUGGGUGUACGAGGAAUUUCGCUUUUGUGGUUGUUAGGCCUCGGUUAUGACCAUGGUGAAGCCUUGUGUUUUUGCGUUGUGCUGUUGAUUGUUAGAAACGGUGCCGUUUGGUUGUGACAGUUGGAGAGAAGCUGGGGACUUGGGGUGCUCGAAACGACGCCGUUGGCGGUGGCGAAAUGGACUGUAGGGUUUGUGUUUCCCCCGGCGGCGAUUUGUGGGUGAGGGUUGGUGGCGGAGGCGGCCAGAUCGGUGGUGGGUUUAGCCAUGAGAGCGAACAUGACUUGGCUUUGAUGGUUAGUGAUUUUUUAGAGAAUGGAAGCAGUGGUGCCGAGUCUUGGUGCAGCAGUGAUAGCGAUUCUGGUCUCUCUGAUUUUGCUCACCUAGCUGAGAAGAUUCAGAUCUGUAAGCUAUCGGUGGCUCAACAUGAGAGUGACUUGCUUUCUGUUGUUCAUUCCCUCAUACGAUCAAUGAAUGAGACCAACCUUCAAGUUAUGAAUUCUGGUCCUUGUUAUGCUAGCUGUAUCAGGUUUUAUCUGGUGAAAUUGAUGAGACUUUCUGGCUAUGAUGCUGGUGUUUGUGCAUCUAAAUGGCAGGGUAGUGGCAGGGUCCCUGGAGGUGAUCAUGAAUACAUUGAUGUUGUGGUCGAAAAUAACUCUGCAAGCUCAGAGCGAUUGAUUGUUGAUAUAGAUUUCCGAAGCCACUUUGAAAUAGCUAGAGCUGUUGAUUCGUAUGAUAGGAUACUGAAUUCGCUUCCGGUUGUUUACGUGGGUUCCUUUACCAGGCUGAAACAAUUUCUUGGAAUAAUGGAGGAGGCUACUAGAUCUUCUUUGAAGCAGAAUUCUAUGCCCCUUCCUCCAUGGAGAUCUUUAGCAUAUUUGCAAGCCAAGUGGCAAUCACCAUACGAAAGAUAUACAAAUUCAGAAGGAAAUAACAUUAGCGAAGGCAAUUGCUUCGACCAUGAACAAUGCCGUGAACAUUUGAAGAGGCUGCAAUCAUGUCUUCAAUCAGGAAUGGAAGUGGAGCGAAUGUUGAAGGCUAGAAGCAGUGAAAGUAAUUGGAGGAUGAAGCCUGAUAGAUGGAGGCAUUCCUUGUUCAGGCCCAUUUGACAUGUACAGAUUUUGGCUUUAUUCAAGUUCUCAAGAGAUGAUCAAGUGAAUGAAAAAGAUACAGAAUUUUGUGGCUUUUUUAACCUCCUCAAAAUCUUCCUUUAGCUACCUAAUAAGUCUGGUUCACAAGAGACAGGUUCAUAUAGGAAUCCUUAGCAACAAUAAACCAUUCUAUAAUGCAUCAGUUCUUUGUUUCUUGUCUGGGUUUGAGGUGUCACAAUUGCUAAGUCAAAGUUUUGGUUGGUGCACAGCCACUGUCACAAGGCUCUGUGGACCAUUUAUGUCUUAUAAUUAUUCCUUGCCUCGUAUAUUUGUUGGGUCUGGGAAUUUUAGUACCAUAUGUUCUGUUCCAAUCUUUCAAUAUAUAUUCUUAUGAUUAAUUUUGAGUGAUGAACAAAAAUAUUUUCCAUUUUGUUACAGUUAAUAACUAAUAAAAAGACCACUUUCAACUUGU
Abrus precatorius (Indian licorice) is the source of this 1860-nucleotide messenger RNA. RefSeq lists its product as uncharacterized. NCBI's taxonomy places the organism in Eukaryota, Viridiplantae, Streptophyta, Magnoliopsida, Fabales, Fabaceae. The coding region runs from base 477 to 1406 and encodes 309 amino acids. The record is from RefSeq and is a predicted model, not a curated record. The transcript is spliced from 3 exons.